GGCGUUACGAGGACUUUUUUUCCCUUUGAGAAAACCCGAAAGGUGGAGGCGGCAAUAGUUAGGCUUCAGUCCAAACUGGUAAACGACGAAGGGCUUUUUCCACAACCCAGGUGGAAGGGCUGUCCGGGUGUUUCAAUUCACUUCAAAAGGCUGACUGGUGAAAGAAAUGAAGAUAAUCAUCUACGCAUUUUCCUGAACUAGCUCAAAAUAUAUUGUUUGAAUUUCUGUUCUGAAUGUCUGUUUCCUCUAACAAUUAUUUUGUGAAAUAUUUCAAAUAACAGUAGAUAAUCAACAGAAUGGGAGUGAAUAACUUGUGGCAAAUUUUGGAGCCUGUUAAGCAACACAUCCACUUGCAGAAUCUUAGUGGGAAAACCAUUGCGGUUGACUUGAGUCUCUGGGUGUGUGAGGCACAGACAGUCAAAAAAAUGAUUGGAACUGUCACGAAGCCACACCUCAGGAACUUAUUUUUUCGUAUCUCAUGUUUAACACAAAUGGAUGUAAAACUGGUGUUUGUUAUGGAAGGGGAGCCGCCAAAGCUGAAAGCUGAUGUCAUGAGCAAGAGGAAUCAGAUUCGGUAUGGGCCUUCUGGAAAAGAAUGGUCUCAGAAAACGGGGAGAUCACAUUUUAAGUCAGUCUUAAGAGAGUGCCUAGAUAUGCUGGAAUGCCUAGGAAUCCCCUGGGUUCAGGCCACCGGAGAAGCAGAAGCCAUGUGUGCUCACCUUAAUGCCAGUGGUCAGGUGGAUGGCUGCCUCACCAAUGACGGUGAUGCUUUCCUCUAUGGGGCCCAGACUGUCUACAGGAAUUUCACUAUGAGUACAAAGGACCCUCAUGUUGACUGUUAUACAAUGUCAUCUAUCAAGAGUAAACUAGGUUUGGAUAGAGAUGCUCUGGUUGGACUAGCAAUACUUCUUGGCUGUGACUAUCUUCCAAAGGGAGUCCCUGGAGUUGGAAAAGAGCAAGCAUUGAAACUUAUACAGAUUUUGAAAGGGCAAAGUUUGCUUGAGAGGUUUAAUCAGUGGAAUGAAAAAUCAUGCUACUCUGCUGUACAACCGUCAGUAGCUAAAAAACUGACUCACUGUUCUGUGUGCUCCCAUCCAGGCUCAUCUAAAGAUCAUGAACAUAAUGGAUGCAAAUUAUGUAAAAGUGAUAGAUACUGUGAACCGCACGAUUAUGAAUACUGCUGUCCUUGUGAAUGGCACCAGACAGAACAUGAUAGGCAAUUAAAUGGAGUAGAGAACAAUAUUAAGAGGAAAGCUUGCAGUUGUGAGGGAUUUCCAUUCCAUGAGGUUAUUCAAGAAUUCCUUUUGAACAAGGAUAAAUUGAUGAAGGUAAUCAGGUACCAACGACCUGAUUUGUUAUUGUUCCAGAGAUUUACCUUUGAAAAAAUGGACUGGCCCAGUCCCUAUGCAUGUGAGAAAUUGUUGGUACUUUUGACCCUCUAUGACAUGAGAGAAAGAAAACUUGGUAGAAGGAACUCAAAUCAAUUACAGCCAAUACGAAUUGUUAAACCCCGAAUCAGAAAUGGAGUUCAUUGUUUUGAAGUAGAAUGGGAAAAGCCUGAACAUUAUGCUUUAGAAGAACAACAACAUGGAGAAUUGCUUCUACUUACAAUUGAAGAAGAAUCAUUGUUUGAAGCAGCCUAUCCUGAGAUUGUUGCUGUCUACCAAAAACAAAAAUUAGAAAUUAAAGGGAAGAAACAAAAAAAUAUGAAAAUUAAGCCUAAAGAAAACACUUCACCAGAAUCAGAUGAUGUAAUGAGUUUUCAGUCACUUAAGACUUUAAAACCCUCAUGUAAAAUCUUUCCUAAGCAGAAUGCCAAGGUAAAUUUGGAAAUUUCUCCUGAUCCUCCAUUACCACAGGAAUCUAUUUCUGCCUCAUCCAGUGACUUGCUUUUACCUCAAAAUGCUUCCUGUUUGAAUACACAACAGCAAAUGUCUUCUCCAAGACCUUCAGCUAUAAAACAAAUUAAAGAUGUCAGUAGGUCUCUAAUUUCAGAAUCUAAUCAACCCAGUGCUUCAUCUUGUAAUAUAUCUGUGAUUACUGAUCUACACCUGAGUGCCAUUGACUGGGAAGGUACUUCUUUUAGUAAUUCUCCAGCUAUUAAAUUGAACACUCUCUCUCCUGUUUUACCACAAUCAGAACUUGAAUCACACCUAUCGGCCAUCCCCAAUGACUUUGGAAAUAUCCCACAACAGUUGUCAUGUGAGUCAGAAUGGUGUACCACAAACAUCAAUAAAGUAUUGGACAAGAAUCUUCAAAAGAUUAGUCCUGAAGAGCAUUUGCUUUCUGGCAUUAAUGAUUUAUAUCUUCAGGAUAUACCUUUAAAGAAACGAAUACAAAUGAAAUCAUCAUAUCCUCAGGGUAAUGUACAACCAGAUAUUCAUCUGAAAACUUUGUGCCUUCCAAGUAUAAAAGAAUCUCAUAUUGAUAACAGUAGUUCUGACUGUCUGUUGCAUCUUUCAAAAGAUCUUUCCGAAAUUCAUUUACAAAAUGAAUCCAGAAACUCUAAUGUUCUAACAGGAGACCAACUUUUUCAAGAAAACUGUGAAGUGAGUACUUCUGUACCUUAUCCUGUCAAUAAUCCAGUUGUGAAGACCACCAGUAUUCGAGUUGAACCACCAUAUCCUGCAAUCGAUCAUAGUAGAAAAGUUGAUAGGCAAACCACUCAAAAAAUUGUCAUGAAGAAUAGCGCUUGCCUUGACAAACAUUCCUCUGAUGUAGAAAGUGCCCCAGUAUUUGGGAAAGCUAAGUGCACAACUCAAAAAAUGAGUUGCAGUUCUCAGAAGCAUAACCCAACCCACUUCAAAGAACACAGCCACAGCAAAUUGUGUAACCCUAAGAUGUGUAUUGAAGAAACUGAACUGUGUGUCAAUUCUUAUAAAACAGCUGGAAAUGAAGAAAAGUGUUUCCUAGAUACAGCAGAAAGUUCUCAGAGUUUUCUGCAGAGUCAUAAGAAAGACAGGGACCCUGGUACUUAUUUGGAUAGUCCUCUUCCUUUAAGCCAGAGAUUAAAAGUAAGGUUCCAGAAUACUUGAAAUAUAAAAUAUUUAAGUAUAGGCCAUCGCCAUGGCACAUACUUGUAAUCCCAGUGACUUGCAAGACUGAGACAGGAGGAUCACAAGUUCAAAGCCAGCCUCAGCAAAAGCAAGGCUCUAAUCAACUCAGAGACCCUGUCUCUAAAUAAAAUACAAAAUAGCAAUGGGGAUGUGGCUCAGUGGUCGAGUGCCCCUGAGUUCAAUUCCCGGUAUAUAGUUUAUUAUUCUACUACUGUCAAUAUAAACUAGGCAGAGGGAGCAUGACUGGUUAGUGAUUGGUAGAAAAAUUUAAUUUUUAUUUGUUGUGAAAAGUUUCUGCCAUUUUAAUUAAAAGAUGGAUUCUAAAAUUUGGGUUUUAAAAAAUGACUUUCUGUGAUGAAAACUUCAGAUAUAUAUUUUUAGGACACAUUUUUAUUGUUUUUUUAAGUAUCCAUAUUGUUCUUUAUUUAUAAUUUUAAAUAGUGCAUUAUUUGACAGAGUGAAUGCUUUAUUCAUUACUCAUUUUUACUAUUUCUUCCACAAGCCACUGAAGCAUUUAUUUAUAUUGUAGCUUGUUCCCAGGAGAGUAACUAUUUGUAAUUGUCUUGCAGCAUUAUGUACUGUACCUUUCCUCAUAGUUAUAUUUUCCAAAGUUCCACUUUUGGUAAUCAUUUUUCCUUUGUAAGGGGCAAAGGAGAGAGGUUGGUCAAUAUAUGUAGUAAAAAUCAUGGUUGUAAUGGUUGAAUGUUUAAACUAAGGUAAGUUACUCCUUAUCCCUGGAAGUUCAUGGUAUAUCAAAUGGAAAAAGAUUUUGAAAAUCCAUUAUGUAACCAGAAGAGGAUUAUAAACUACCUCAUUAAGAAUGCAAAACAGCUAAUUAAUAACGCAGUGGUACUGUAGGAACCAGUUUCCUUGCUUUCAAUUCUUUGAGUUUUCUGCAUUUUCUCUUCUACAGCACUUUUUUCUUUCCCUUACUUUUGUUUUAAAAAUUAUGCAUUAUCGACUUGAAUACAUCCAGAUACUAAGGCUUUCAUAAAUUUGUCUAGUACUGAAAAAUUCUAGAGAGCCUCCAGAGUGGGAAAGAGUAAAACUGCUUCUAUUUGCAAAUGACAGAAUCUUAUACAUUGAAAAAUCCUAAGGAAUCCAUUAAAAAUCUAUUAAAACUGAUAAACUCAAGGUUGAAGGAUAUAAGAUCAGCAUACAAAAAUCAAUUGUAUUUCUAUAUACUCACAGAGAGUACAGAUAGAAAUGAGAUUUCAUUAAAUGAAAAUUAAGAAAACAGUUCCAUUUACAGUAGCAUCAAAAAGAAGAAAACACCUUGGAUUAAAUUUAACAAAAGAAGUGGAAAACUUAUAUUCUAAAAGUACCAAGUAUUGUAAAAGAAAUUAAUAAAUGGAGAGACAUCUCAUGUUCAUGAAUCAGAAGACUUAAAAUGGCAAUUCUAUUCAAACUGAUCAGAUUCAGUACAACCCAUCAGUUCUGGGUUGCUUUUUAUUCCUUUCCUCCUCUCCCCUCUUCCCAGCAACUGAUUGUAGCAUCAUACAGAAAUUCUAGAGAUACCGAACAACUAAUUUUGAGAAAAAGAGAAAAUUGAAUGAUGAAAAAAGUAUUAUACUGGCAUAAAGUUAGACAUAUAGGUCAAUGUAGAUCAAUGGGAUAGAAUCAGGAGUUCAGAAAUAUGCCCUCACAUUUAUAAUCAGUUGGAGUUCACCCAGUGCCAAGACAUUGCAACGGGGAAACAAUAGUCUUUCAGUAGAUGUUGCUGAAACUAUAUUAUUUAUUUAUAUGAUAUUUAUAUGAAAAUGUAGUUUAAUCCCUACUUCACAUUACAUUUUUUAAAAAAGCAAAGUGGAUCAAAGACUUAAAUAUAGGAACUAGAACUAUUAAACUCUUAGAAGGAACUAGGUUUAAAUCUUCAGGGCUUUGGUUUAGGCGAGGGUUUCUUAGAUAUGACAUCAAAAGCACAGGCAAGAAAGAUAAAUUAGACUUCUUCAAAACUGGUAUUACAAAGGACACCAUUAAGAGAAUGAAGAGAGCUGUCAUGGUGGUACAUGCCUAUAAUUCUACCACUUAGUAGGGUGAGGCA
Messenger RNA from Sciurus carolinensis (gray squirrel), 5100 nucleotides. It is a transcript of the gene Gen1, whose product is annotated as GEN1 Holliday junction 5' flap endonuclease. NCBI's taxonomy places the organism in Eukaryota, Metazoa, Chordata, Mammalia, Rodentia, Sciuridae. Gene Ontology annotation, molecular function: four-way junction DNA binding; 5'-flap endonuclease activity. The record is from RefSeq and is a predicted model, not a curated record. The coding region runs from base 297 to 3035 and encodes 912 amino acids. The transcript has 14 exons.